Molecule: messenger RNA, 1528 nt
Organism: Macrosteles quadrilineatus (aster leafhopper)
Lineage: Eukaryota; Metazoa; Arthropoda; Insecta; Hemiptera; Cicadellidae
Product: nucleoporin NUP35-like
Exons: 8
Coding region: 289-1266 (325 amino acids)
Biological process (GO): NLS-bearing protein import into nucleus; regulation of DNA-templated transcription; nuclear pore organization
Cellular component (GO): nuclear membrane; nuclear pore nuclear basket; nuclear pore central transport channel
Molecular function (GO): single-stranded DNA binding; structural constituent of nuclear pore; phospholipid binding
Source: RefSeq, a predicted model, not a curated record
UCAACAACAACAGGAACAGAGUGAAUCAACAGAAGACAGAAGACUGUUUCCGUCUUUUCUUUCUCUACUCUAGUCGUCUAGCCUUUGUUAUCCUUUGAAGUGUCGGGAGAGCUUCGUAAAACUGUCUUGUCAUUUCAUGAACAAGCAGUGGAACAGCCUCUAGUUGUACAUCAACACUCUUUCUUGAGUUUCUGUGUCUGCUGAAGGCUUCAUUAAUUCUGAAAAAAUCAUAAUAGUACACUUGGGCUCGCAUAAGUUGGGACGAGGCUGCUACAAAAGAGAUCAGAAAUGGAGCCGAUGACAUUAGGAUCACCUGUGGGAAGUCCGGGAACUCAGAAUCCUUCGUCUCCGUUUUUGCCAGGUUUUUUGAUGGGGGACCCUGCACCUCAACCAACCAGUCCCACCAAGACUCCCCGCCAAGUUCACUUUGCCCCCACCACUGCGGGGUUAUCAGCCACAUCACCUCUGACUCCGGGACCAAUUGGACCCACUUCACUCAACGAGAGUUUUUCUAGGUUUCACAAAAACCAGAGGGAGAAGUCCGGGGGGCCUCCUACUGUAGGGUUGUUUGACACGUUAGACGUGACUGCUUCUGCCCUACCCCCCUCCACCCCCACCACCCCAUAUGAGCCAAGCGCUCAGCUGAUGCACACACCACAACAGAGCACGAACCAAUCGAGUGCAGAAGAAGGUGAACGUUGGGUGACAGUUUUUGGGUUUCCACCAGCCGCAGCUUCAUCCGUCCUGGGCCAGUUCUCUCAAGUGGGGCACAUUAUUGAGCACAGAUUUCCCGGCCAAGGCAACUGGGUGAACAUCUGCUACGCUAGCAAGCUUGAUGCUCGCCGAGCACUGUCGUACAAUGGAAAGGUGCUCUCCGGACACACCAUGAUCGGAGUUGUACCCUGCAGAGACUAUAUCAAUUAUUCAAUGAGAAGACCUGUAGUUCCAAGAUACAGCAUGAAUAAUAGGCAGACUUUUCUUAGAAGGUGCCCCUGUACAACACAACAAGGCAGUGCGUUGAAGGAUAUGACGAACAUGUUCAGCAGUACUGCCACGCCGACAACACCCAAAUCCCCUCAGAUGACUCGUCUGUCCCAGCGACGGUUGGUAACAUCCCCCACUUCACCGUACGCUCCGUCUCCCCGGGGCGGACGUCCCCUCAACAUGACAGCCCAAACGGAAAAUGAGGUGCACGGGUCACAAAAUACGCCAACAAAAAGUACAAGUUUUGUGACAAAAGCAGUGGAUUAUGUAUUCGGUUGGUAACACAAGUUUCCAAGUAAAUCAAUUUCAACAGACUUAGGUAUUAUCAUAUUUCAACUCUACUUUCUUGGACAUUUUAGCAUUUAAUGCUGUUGUUACUCGUACUAUUGACUUCUAAGUUUUAUACACUUAGACCUAACUAUUGUUUUGUGAUUAUGUUUCUUAUACUGUAAACCUAUUGACGGUUGUUAUAUUCUGACACCAUUGUUAUACUGCUUUACAUUAUAUGUUGUAAUUUUUUUAAGAAAUAUACAUAUGAAAAUUA